AUGUCACGCGAAAUUGAUAAAGAAUUUCGCCAAAGGACUUUUCGACUACUUGAAGCUUUUGUUUAUGAUUAUCUUAGAAAAUCUGGUUGCAUCGAAACUGCAAGAACUUAUUUUGAAGAAGCUCAAUUAGAUGACUGGCCACCUCCUUGGCUUGAACAAUUAGUGACUCCACCUAUUUCUCCUGCUACCGUUCCUCCAAGUUCGAGUAUCCAACUAGUCCAAGUAAAAGAAGAGGAAAAUUUGAAUAUUAAAUCUGAAUGUGUUAUUAAUGAUUCAGCAUUACCACCUGAAUUAAAUCACGAGGCUAUCAUAAACAGUCAUAUGGCUGGAAGUGAUUACUUUCAAUACUCUGAGAGAUCUCCAUCCAUCAUUUCGGCUACAUCUACUCAUGAAGAACUUCCUGACUUGCUAUUACCAUUAGAGGGUCAGGAUGGUUUUUUACAAGAUUGGUGGUGCAUUGUCUGGGAGAAUUAUAAAACCAUGUUUGAAAGACAAACUGGAAUUGAACAAGGGUGUUCUCCUUGGUGUGAUUAUAGUGCACAACCAUUUUUAUAA
Molecule: messenger RNA, 555 nt
Organism: Scutellospora calospora
Lineage: Eukaryota; Fungi; Glomeromycota; Glomeromycetes; Diversisporales; Gigasporaceae
Source: the annotation of a GenBank genome assembly